Molecule: messenger RNA, 1269 nt
Organism: Balearica regulorum gibbericeps (East African grey crowned-crane)
Lineage: Eukaryota; Metazoa; Chordata; Aves; Gruiformes; Gruidae
Source: RefSeq, a predicted model, not a curated record
AACAAGGACAUGGCUUCAAAUGAAAGAGAGAUUGUGGUUUGGGUUUGCCAGGAAGAGAAGAUUGUAUGUGGCCUGACAAAGCGCACAACUUGCACAGAAGUGAUUCAAGCACUGCUUGAGGAACAUCAGGCAACAUCUGGAGAGAAAAAGGUCCUUUUUGGAAAACCUAGUGAUUACUGCAUUGUGGAAAAAUGGAGAGGCUCGGAGCGAGUCCUUCCUCCCUUGACAAAGAUUCUGAGACUUUGGAAGGCAUGGGGGGAAGAGCAGGCUAAUUUGCACUUUGUGUUGGUAAAGUCAGAUGCUUUCCUCUCCUUUCCAUUGUGGAAGACAGCUGAAGCUAAAGUAGUACAAAAUGUAGAAAAACAGUGGGAGCUCAGUCCAGCAAAUUACAUGAAGAUGUUGCCAAUAGACAAGCAGAAGAAAAUUGUCAGGAAGACUUUCCGGAAACUGGCCAAACUUAAACAGGACAGCGUUCAGCAAGAAAGAGAUAAUAUGGAGACAUUGAUUCAUUUAAUCAUUUCUCAAGAUCAUACCAUUCAUCAACAAGUCCUUAGAAUGAAGGAACUAGAUAUGGAAAUUGAAAAAUGUGAAGCGAAAUUCCAUCUAGAUCGUGUAGCCAAUGAUGGAGAAAAUUAUGUGCAGGACUCCUAUUUAAUGAUCAAUCCAAGUGAGGCUGAGCAGCAGGGGAGUAGGCCAGAUGAUCAAAAAGAGAUGCAUGAAUAUUUGAGCAAAAGUGAGGGAAUUUUACAGGUUGAAGAGAGACUGAAACAUCACAAACAAUUAAUAGAGAAGCUGUGUGCUGAAAUUGAAAGAGAGGUACAUGGUAUAUGCACAGAAAGAAGCGGAGAUGAUGUUCGUACAGAAGGAGCUGCUAAUACUCAACUGGAAAACUCAAAUUUGGAAAGUGUAAAAUAUGAGCUGGAAAAAAGUAUGAAAGAUGGUCUGAGAAUCAAUUCAUACCUGAGCUGCGUUCAGAAAGAGCUUACAUACAGGGACUCACUGCUUCAAAAGAAGGAAAAAGAAUAUGAACUUCUUACAGAAGAAUUUAAUUUACUACACGUUAAAGACAACAUUGAAGCUAGGCUUCCAUCAAAUGAAGAGCCAUCCAAGGGCAGUGGUAUCUCCAGUAACAGCAUCGCAGUUCCUGACUUUGUUCAUAGAGUGACUAAUCUGGACAUAAACGACACAGACUCUGACACUGGAAUCAGCUCCACACACAGUCAGGACUCUGAAAUAACUUCAGGGGACAUGGUACUGUUGUCAACAUAG